AUGGUCUUUCAAAAUUUAGCAAUGCGUGAUAAAAUGAUCUGCCUGGCUGUGAGUAAGAGUUGGAAUAACUUUCUUGAGUGUACGAAGACUCUGUGGACCACACUUUAUACAAGUCGUGCAUGUCAGCCCAUUUCAUUAAAAGCAUUGGAACAAUAUCUUAAACGCUCUGAUUCUACAGUUGAUAAUGCCCUACUCCACCUAGAAUCAUUUGCAGAUAAGGCAAAUAUGGAAUAUCUCACGAACACAUGUCACAGAUUGAUAGAUCUGAGAAUCCAUGGCGAAGGAACUUUAUCACAGUCACAGGCCGCUUUCUUGGCCACAGCCAAAGGAAUUCAAAAGCUUCAUUUGUCGCAAGAUACUCAAGUUACCUGUCAAACAAUGGUCUUCAUAUCCGAUAUUUGCCGCCAGACGUUAAAAGAAGCUAAAUUUUUGCAUGUCAAAGAGAAGGAAAUUAGAGCAGUAACAUCAUGGCCCAGGAUGAAUGCCCUCACAAGUAUCCACAUGGAUUUCGUUGGCUUUUGUGCGUUGAAUUUGUCAAAAUUAAUUGAAGCUACCCCAAAAAUCCGAUCUGCUGCGAUCAACGACUGCCAAUCGCAUGAAACUUCUCGGCUGGAUAUGACGCCCUGGCCUAAUUUGGAAAGACUAGUACUCACGAAAACCAAAAUCUAUUAUUUUCCCAAACUCCCACCAGGAUUAAAACAUCUAAUACUUGACGGAAGUUGCAAUUUAUAUCCAAGUAGUAUCGAUGAUGACAAUAGUAUUUUCUCACUUCCAUUUUUGGAGACCUUUUCAUUCCAAGAUAACAAUAUCGAUAUUCCGCAAAUAUUUGCAAUAACUGAAAGCUGCAUUCGAGCCAAUAACCUGAAAAUAAUUCGCCUCGGUGGAAUUGCAAUACCUUAUCCAUCAGACAACUCCCUCUGCGAUUACUUCCCCGCCUCGUCUACAGUAGAGGAACUCUCGAUGAAAGAACUUGAUAUGUGGGAUGAAGAUGCCACCGAGAUAAUUAAAUUGUAUCCAAGUCUCAAAAAAAUUGAUCUCUCUAACACUCAAAUUACAAAAGCUACCGUUAUGGAGCUAGUUGAUAGAGGUGUGGAGUCAAUCAUUAUUAAUGACUGCGAUAAAGUGUAUUCUAACACGGUCAAAAUGGCAAGGGCAAAAGGCGUGUAUGUUUCCUACAAAUUCAUUGACGACACGGACUCUACAAGUGGGGAGAGGGAAUCGUAA
Messenger RNA from Blumeria graminis f. sp. triticale, 1224 nucleotides. The record is from the annotation of a GenBank genome assembly. NCBI's taxonomy places the organism in Eukaryota, Fungi, Ascomycota, Leotiomycetes, Helotiales, Erysiphaceae.